GAGCUGGCACUGAAGUCUUUGGGAAGCGAGGGGCUGUUUCUCUUUUCUUCUCUGGACACAAAUAAUGAUCUGUACCUCAGUCCGGAAGAGUUCAAGCCGAUAGCUGAGAAGCUGACGGGGGUUGCUCCCACCUCAGAAUUUGAAGAGGAGGAGACGCCUGAUCCAAGCGGGGAGACGUUGUCCAUUGUGGCUAAAUUCCAGCCUUUGGUCAUGGAAACGAUGACGAAGAGCAAAGAUGGUUUCUUGGGAAUUUCUCAUGUCGCUCUGUCCGGGCUGAGGAAUUGGACUGCUCCAGCAGCCCCUAUGAGCGUGAUGCUUGCCAGACAGUUUAAAGCCUUUCUUCCUCCAAAGAAUAAACUGGAUCUUGGGGAUCCGUGGUGGAUAAUUCCUAGCGAAUUGAACAUCUUCACUGGGUAUCUCUCCAACAACAGAUUUUACCCUCCACCUCCCAAGGGCAAAGAGAUCAUAAUCCACAGGCUUUUGAGCAUGUUCCACCCACGCCCCUUCGUAAAAACCCGCUUUGCUCCCCAAGGAGCUGUGGCCUGCAUCCAAGCCAUCAGCACCUUCUACUACACCAUAGCAUUCAGGAUCCACGCUGAGUUCCAGCUGAACGAGCCACCAGAUUUCCCCUUCUGGUUUUCCCCAGGCCAGUUCACAGGUCACAUCGUUCUUUCCAAGGAUUCUUCCCAUGUCCGAGAGUUUAAGCUCUUCGUCCCUAACAACAGGUCUCUGAACGUUGAUAUGGAGUGGCUGUAUGGGGCGAGCGAAAGCAGCAACAUGGAAGUGGAUAUCGGUUACCUGCCUCAGAUGGAGCUGGAAUCGACAGGGCCUUCAAUCCCCUCUGUGAUCCAUGAUGAGAACGGAAAUGUGAUUGACAGCAGGGAUCCCUCAGGGGAGCCCAUUCAGUUUGUGUUCGAAGAGAUAACCUGGCAGCAGCAAAUCCCCUGGGAAGAGGCAGCUCAGAAGCUGGAAGUGGCCAUGUAUCCAUUUAAGAAGGUCUCCUAUCUUCCCUUCACACAAGCUUUUGAGAGAGCAAAAGCAGAAAAGAAGCUGGUGCACUCGAUCCUGCUGUGGGGUGCCCUGGACGACCAGUCCUGCUGAGGUUCGGGGCGAACUCUCCGGGAGACCGUCCUGGAAAGUUCGCCCAUCCUCAUUAGCAGCUGGUCACUGGUGAAGGAGCUGGAAGAGCUGCAGACCAACAGAGAGAAUGAGUUCUACAGCAAGCUGGCUGACCUGCACCUGGAGAAAUACAACUUCCCCGUGGAGAUGAUCAUCUGCCUCCCCAACGGCACGGUGGUUCACCAUAUCAAUGCCAACUACUUCCUGGACAUUACUUCUAUGAAGCCUGAAGAUGUUGAAAGUAGCAUCUUUAGUUUCUCAAACAAUUUUGAAGACCCUUCUACUACAACUUACCUCCAGUUCUUGAAGGAAGGACUGCAAAGAGCAAAACCGUACAUGCAGACCUAA
Molecule: messenger RNA, 1467 nt
Organism: Pelecanus crispus (Dalmatian pelican)
Lineage: Eukaryota; Metazoa; Chordata; Aves; Pelecaniformes; Pelecanidae
Source: RefSeq, a predicted model, not a curated record